Molecule: messenger RNA, 1152 nt
Organism: Olea europaea var. sylvestris
Lineage: Eukaryota; Viridiplantae; Streptophyta; Magnoliopsida; Lamiales; Oleaceae
Product: zinc transporter 5-like
Exons: 2
Coding region: 7-801 (264 amino acids)
Biological process (GO): zinc ion transmembrane transport
Cellular component (GO): plasma membrane
Molecular function (GO): zinc ion transmembrane transporter activity
Source: RefSeq, a predicted model, not a curated record
UGCAAGAUGGUUUUCGUGGCUUUCAUCCUACAACUUCCGAAUGUAGUUUUAGGGGAAUGUACUUGCGAAGCCGAAGAGGAAGAACGGAACAAAAGCUUAGCUCUGAAAUAUAAGUUAGCUGCACUUGCUUCAAUCCUCGUUGUGAUUGCAGUUGGGGUUUGUCUUCAUGUUUUGGGUAAGACAGUACCAGCUUUGAGCCCGGAGAGAAGCUUUUUCUUCAUUAUAAAGGCAUUUGCCACUGGAGUAAUUUUGUCGACCGGGUUCAAACACGUACCACCUGAUGCAUUUGAAAGCUUAACAUCUCCGUGUCUCAGUGCCCAUCCAUGGGGAGAUUUCCCGUUCACAGGCUUUGUGGCAAUAGUUUCUGCCAUUGGAACUCUUAUGGUGGACACAUAUGCAACCUCUGAUUACAACAAGAAAUCAAGCGGCAUGGCGCAAAUAGCUAGUGGCGAUGACGGAGGAGUUGUCCCUGUUCAUACUCACCCUAUCCAUGGUCAUGCUCAUAGAUCAGCAUCCGUGGAAACCGACUCUGGUGAAACACAAGUUCUUCGUCAUCGUGUAAUCUCACAGGUAGUGUUGGAGUUGGGGAUUAUAGUCCAUUCUGUAAUUAUUGGAAUUGCUUUAGGCGCCUCGAAAAGUCUUAAAACCAUAAAGCCUUUAAUUGCUGCUCUAACCUUCCAUCAAUUCUUUGAAGGCAUAGGACUGGGAGGAUGCAUAACUCUAGUAUUCUUUUCUCAAUUGCGAAUAUGUCUAAGAUUUGGCUUAGGGUUUCAGUUUUUUGACCUAACUGGAUUGUUUUAGUAUGUCUUUGAGUUUAUUGAUCUUGUCCAAUCCAUAUGAGGAUGGAUCAUGUUGACCCCAAUAAAUGUUGCCAACAGAUACCGAACCCACCCGCGCACACGUGAGUGAAAGUCCAACACGCUAAGAUACGUGGACGGUCUUUAAAGGAUGGAUCGAGGGCGUAAGAGUAGCUCAACGACCCGGGACGAGAACGUUCGGAAUCUGGCGGGAUGUUCGUUGAUCGAUUGUACAAUAAUUACCAAUCGAUGUUUGUAAAUGUGUAUCCAAAUUUGUAUGAACUCGUUUGUGUUGUAAGAUAAUAAGAGAGAGAGUUGAGUAAAGUAUGGUUUCUUGUAUUAAUUCUUGCAUUAG